Molecule: messenger RNA, 11094 nt
Organism: Cyprinodon variegatus (sheepshead minnow)
Lineage: Eukaryota; Metazoa; Chordata; Actinopteri; Cyprinodontiformes; Cyprinodontidae
Gene: fryl
Product: FRY like transcription coactivator
Exons: 60
Coding region: 500-9847 (3115 amino acids)
Biological process (GO): neuron projection development; cell morphogenesis
Cellular component (GO): site of polarized growth; cell cortex
Source: RefSeq, a predicted model, not a curated record
CACACACAGGAAGACAGAAGGAGAUGGAAUAUUACUGAAUACUAACACUUUAUGUUGCUGCGGUUUCUUUUGUACGAUGAGCAAAAGUUUCUCUGCAGUUUUUGUCCUGAAUCCUUUCUGGAUCGUUCUGUUCUGAAAUGGGGAUGAGGGACUCUGUGGACUGGCAACUGGGCAGCAGGAGCUGGGUCGGAAUACUUUUUAAUCAAAAAGUAUAGUCCUACUUUUUUAAUUGACCGGUAGGGAAGAAAAAGGGAAAAUAUUUCCACUUUUUAAUUUUACCCUAACAGUUCUCUCAGGGUGACUGGUUUCACCCUCUGCUGCGGAUGCUAGUGAGCAGCGGCGGUUUGGGAAAGAGUUGCUAGAAUCGGUCUGAACCGUGUGCGGCAGGUGAAUAUUACCCAGGAGAAAAUGCUCUGAUAUUUUUUUUUUGUGUGGGAUGGGCGAUAAUGAAAACACCGGGAACCCUGUGAUCACCGUGCCUUAACUUUUGCGAGCCACCAUGCUGAGCCUGCAGGAUUCAGUGUUCUUUGAGAUCAGCAUCAAAUCUCUCCUCAAGUCCUGGAGUAGCAGCUCUUCUACACCUGUCAGCAGCAGCAGCGUGCUUAGACGCCGUGCCCCCUCCUCUGUGACUCCCCUCUCGUGGGAGAAACACAGCAUCGCCGCCAUGUCGAGCAUCACCAUCGACCCCGAGCUCAAGCCAGGGGAGUUUGUCAUCAAGAGUCUGUUCGCUGAGUUUGCAGUGCUCGCCGAGAAGAAGAUCGAGAUGGUGAUGGCCGAGCCGCUGGAGAAACCACUGUCCCGAUCUCUACAGAGGGGGGAAGAUGCACAAUUUGAUCAGUUAAUAAGCUCUAUGAGCUCAAUAGCAGAACACUGUUUACCCUCCCUCCUGCGCACACUAUUCGACUGGUACCGGCGGCAGAGCGGCACUGAAGAUGAGCCUUACGAGUACCGACCUCGAGCCAGUACAAAAUCAAAAGGAGAUGAACAGCACCGGGACAAAGAUUAUCUUCUAGAACGACGGGACUUAGCCAUAGAUUUUAUUUUUUGCUUAGUUUCAGUGGAAGUUCUCAAACAGAUUCCUCUUCAUCCAGUGCCGGAUGUUUUAGUACAUGAAGUUCUAAACCUGGCGUUCAAGCACUUUAAACACAAAGAGGGAUACAGCGGCCCCAACACUGGGAAUGUGCACAUCAUUGCAGACUUGUAUGCUGAGGUCAUAGGAGUUCUCACACAGUCCAAGUUUCAGGCAGUGAGGAAAAAAUUCAUCACAGAACUGAAGGAGCUUCGGCAGAAAGAGCAGAGUCCAUACGUAGUGCAGAGCAUUAUCAGUCUCAUCAUGGGCAUGAAGUUCUUCCGGGUCAAAAUGUAUCCUGUGGAGGAUUUUGAGGCUUCUUUUCAAUUCAUGCAGGAGUGUGCCCAGUAUUUCCUUGAAGUCAAGGAUAAAGACAUAAAGCAUGCUCUAGCUGGUCUUUUCGUUGAAAUCCUCAUUCCUGUCGCCGCUGCGGUGAAGAAUGAAGUCAACGUGCCGUGCCUAAAAACGUUUGUGGAGAUGCUUUACCAGACGACGUUUGACCUUAGCUCCAGAAAGAAGCACUCUUUGGCUCUUUAUCCUUUGGUGACUUGCUUGCUCUGUGUGAGUCAGAAGCAGUUCUUCCUCAACAACUGGCACAUCUUCCUCCAGAACUGCCUCUCACACCUGAAGAACAAAGAUCCCAAAAUGUCCCGCGUGGCGCUGGAGUCGCUCUACAGGCUGCUCUGGGUCUACAUUAUCAGAAUCAAGUGUGAGAGUAACACGGUCACACAGAGCCGACUGCUCAGCAUCGUGUCAGCACUUUUCCCCAAAGGCUCCCGCAGUGUGGUGCCCAGAGACACUCCCCUCAACAUCUUCGUCAAGAUCAUCCAGUUCAUAGCCCAGGAAAGACUUGACUUUGCAAUGAAGGAGCUUAUCUAUGACCUGCUGUGUGUGGGCAAGUCUCACAAAACCUUUACCAUCAAUCCAGAGAGGAUGAAUAUUGGUUUGCGAGCAUUCUUGGUGAUUGCUGACAGCCUGCAGCAGAAAGAUGGGGAGCCUCCGAUGCCUACCACUGGGAUCAUCAUGCCUUCUGGGAACACGCUGCGGGUCAAAAAGAUCUUCCUAAACACCACCCUCACUGACGAGGAAGCAAAAGUCAUCGGCAUGUCAAUGUACUAUCCACAAGUCAGAAAAGCCUUGGAUAACAUCCUGCGUCACCUGGACAAGGAGGUGGGACGUUCAAUGAGCAUGACAAGUGUUCAGAUGUCUAAUAAAGAGCCUGAGGAUAUGAUCACGGGGGAGAGAAAACCAAAGAUAGAUCUGUUCCGGACAUGCGUGGCCGCCAUCCCAAGACUCAUACCAGAUGGCAUGAGUAGACAAGAACUAAUAGAACUCCUAGCCAAGUUGACCAUCCACAUGGACGAGGAGCUGCGUGGCCUUGCCUUUACAACCCUUCAGGCCCUUAUGGUGGAUUUCCCUGAGUGGCGGGAGGACGUCCUCUCUGGGUUUGCGUAUUUCAUAGUCCGAGAGGUAACGGAUGUUCACCCCACACUGUUGGACAACGCCGUCAAGAUGCUUUUGCAGCUCAUCAUCCAGUGGAAGCAGGCAGUGCAGAGCAGCAAUAAGAACCACGAUACACAAGUUAGUCUUGGCUCAACCAGCAGCCGUUCUCUGUCCUUGGAUCGUACCCCACCUUUAGGGGUGCUUCAUGUUGUGGAGGGUUUAGCGCUGGUUGUGCUCUGCAGUUGCCGACCCGCCACACGCAAACUAGCGGUCCAUGUGUUAAAGGAGGUCCGUGCUUUGCACACAGCGCUCGGAAUCGGCAAGGGAGAUGAGGAACUGGCUAUUGAUGUAAUGGACAGAUUAAGCGCAUCUGUGCUGGAGAGCUUCAUUCAUCUUACUGGAGCUGACCAGACCAACUUGCUGUAUUGUCCCAGUGGGAUCGAGCUCCAAACGCUAGCAGAGUGGAGUUCCUCUCCCAUCAGUCACCAGUUUGAUGUGGUGAGCCCCUCGCACAUCUGGGUGUUUGCCCACGUCACGCAGGGCCAAGACCCCUGGGUCAUCAGCUUCUCCAGCUAUCUGCGGCAGGAGAACCUGCCCAAACAUUGCCCCACUGCACUCAACUACGCCUGGAUGUUUGCCUACACUCGCCUUCAGCUGUUGUCUCCACAAGUUGACAUUAAUAGUCCCAUCAAUGCCAAAAAGGUGAACAGUCUCAACAGCAGUGACUCCUACAUUGGCCUUUGGAGAAACUACCUGAUUCUGUGCUGCAGCUCCGCCUCUUCCUCCUCCUCUUCGUGUUCCUCCUCCUCCACCUCUGGCUCCGUCCGCUGCUCCCCGCCCGAGACGCUGGCGUCAACGCCGGACAGCGGCUACAGUUACGAUUCGAAGAUUGUUGGGACUCCGUCCCCCUCCUCCCUGUUUAAACACAUCGUUCCUAUGAUGCGCUCUGAGAGCAUGGACAUCACCGAGUCUUUGGUGUUGGGGCUUGGCAGGACCAACCCUGCUGUCUUCAGAGAAUUGUUAGAGGAGCUAAACCCGAUCAUAAAAGAAGCUCUAGAAAGAAGACCAGAAAACAUGAAGCGACGCAGGCGUCGGGACAUCCUCAGGGUCCAGCUGGUCCGGAUAUUUGAGCUACUCGCUGAUGCUGGUGUCAUCAGCCAUGUAUCAAGUGGAGGUUUGGAUGGAGAGAGCCACUCUCUGAACAGCACGCUGCUGGAGUACGUGGAUCUCACCAGACAGCUGCUGGAGGCAGAAAACGACAAGGACUCGGACACGCUGAAGGACAUUCGCAGUCACUUCAGCGCAUUAGUGGCCAACAUCAUUCAGAAUGUUUCAGUAAACCAGAGGAGGACCAUCUUCCCUCAGCAGUCACUGCGACACAGUCUCUUCAUGCUGUUUAGUCACUGGGCUGGACCCUUCAGCAUCAUGUUCACUCCUUUGGAUCGCUAUAGUGACAGAAAUAUGCAGAUCAACCGCCAUCAGUACUGUGCUCUAAAGGCCAUGUCUGCUGUGUUAUGCUGCGGACCUGUGGCUGAUAAUGUCGGUCUGUCCUCGGAUGGCUACCUCUACAAGUGGCUGGACAACAUUCUGGAUUCACAUGACAAGAAGGUUCACCAGCUGGGUUGUGAGGCUGUAAUGUUGUUGCUGGAGCUGAAUCCAGACCAGAGCAAUCUCAUGUUUUGGGCUGUGGAUCGAUGCUACACCGGCUCACGGCGCGUAGCUGCUGGCUGUUUCAAGGCCAUCGCCAAUGUCUUUCAUAACAGGGAUUAUCAGUUUGAUACUGUGGUGCUGCUGAACCUGAUUCUUUUCAAAGCCGCCGAUUCUUCCAGGGAAAUCUACGAGGUAGCCAUGCAGCUGUUACAGAUCCUGGAGCCAAAGCUUUUCCGUUAUGCACACAAACUGGAGAUCCAGCGAACAGAUGGCAUCCUGACUCCCCCAUCACCACUUCCACACCUGUACUCCGUGUCUUACUACCAGCUUUCUGAGGAGCUAGCGAGAACGUAUCCAGAGCUCACUCUGCCUAUUUUCUCAGAAGUCAGCCAGCGUAUCCAGACCGCUCAUCCUGGUGGCCGUCAAGUCAUGCUGCACUACCUCCUACCUUGGAUGAACAAUGUGGAGCUGGUCGAAUUCAAACCCACCAUAAGGCGACCGGAAGACUGCGGUAGCGGCGAGGACGAGGAGGAUGGCCAAGACCAGGACAUUAUGAUGGUCAACAGCCGGCGCUGGCUCCGUGGAGAGGGCUGGGGCUCUCCUCGUGCAACAACCAUGGUGCUAAACAACCUGAUGUUUAUGACCGCUAAGUAUGGAGAUGAGUUUGCUUGGUCAGAAAUCGAGAACGUUUGGACGACGUUAGCAGACAGUUGGCCAAAGAACCUCAGAAUCAUUCUGCACUUCCUCAUCAGUAUAUCAGGGGUUCGCAGUGACCCCAGCCUCUUGCCCUAUGUGAAACGGGUGGUGGUUUACUUGGGCAGAGAUAAAACUAUGCAGCUGCUGGAGGAGUUGAUGUGGGAACUUCAGCUGACGGAGCCCGUCAGCUCAGCUGUGACCCACAUGGACAACCCCCCUUAUUACCGCAUCACCUCCAGUUACAAGAUCCCCUCAGUUACCUCAGGAACAACCUCCAGCAGCAAUACCAUGGUGCCAGGAAGCGAGGGUCAUCAUGACAGCAAGAGCAAAGACCCAAACAUGGAAGACAGUUACACACACCUGGAGAUUUACUCCGGUCUGAACAGCAACCUGAACCGCCAGCACCACCGCCUGGAAUCUCGGUACAGCAGCAGCUCUGGCGGCUCCUAUGAGGAUGAGAAAAGUGACUCCAUGCCACUUUAUGCAAAUUGGCGCUUGAAAGUGAUGGAUCACAACCAGCCAGAGCCGCUUCCCUUCCCACCAACAGGAGGCUGCUGGGCUCCUUUGGUGGAUUAUUUGCCGGAGACGAACACGGCCACUGUGCCGCUUCACAGAUGUAAUAUUGCCGUAAUCCUGCUGACGGACCUAAUAGUGGACCAUGGGAUCAAAGUAGAGUGGAGUGCAUACCUGCACCUUCUGUUACACGCGGUGUUCAUAGGCUUUGAUCACCAGCACCCAGAGGUCUAUGAGCACUGUAAACGGCUGCUGCUCCACCUGCUUGUUGUCCAGUCUGCAAAUAGCCAGUCUGUGGCCAUGGUGCUUUUACGCAACAGAGACUACAACGAUCCCAGGGUGCUGACGGUGAAACAGGCCGCUCCAGAGUUUAACCUUACAGGAAUGCAGGAGAUUUUACCAGAUUUCCAACCAUCGCCUAUGACAGACUCCGGCCUCAGCACGAGCUCCACGUCCUCCAGCAUAAGUCUCGGCGCAGGAAGUAGCACUUUGUCUCACCUCUCCCCCACGCUUCUCAUUGAGGCAGAUAUUAACGCUGAACAGGAAGACAAGGCUAAAGGUCUCAUUGAGUUUAUUACAUCAAGAAAGCGCGGUCCGUUAUGGAACCACGAAGACGUGUCGCCCAAGAACUCCAACAUUAAGAGCGCCGACCAGCUGAGCGCUUUUGUCAGACACGUCGUCAACGUCUUCAAAAAUUCCCAGACAGGUUUCCAGUUGGACGCCAUGCUGAGCGAAGUAACUCUGAGGACUGCUCUGUCAUGCGCCUCUCGACACUACGCCGGUCGCUCCUUCCAGAUUUUCAGGGCGCUCAAACAGCCGCUGACGCCGGCCACGCUGUCCGACAUUCUGUCUCGACUGGUUGAGACUGUAGGAGACCCAGGAGAGGAGGCACAGGGCUUUGUCAUAGAGCUGCUGCUGACAUUAGAGUCAAGCAUCGACACGUUAGCAGACUCAAUCAAGAGCUACGAUUUCCUUUCCCAAAGCUCGACCCGUGACCUGGGAGCGAAGUUGUCUGCCAACAGGAAAAGCACAGGCCAGCUCAAUCUAAACAGCGGCGGCCUGUUGCAUUACGUCCACGCUCGGAGCAACUCCCUCCGUGCCAGCCUCAUUGGUGAGCGCAAAGCUGACAGACGUCGGAGCAACACUCUGGACAUAGCAGACCGACUCACUGGUAGCCCCUCCAACAUGCUACGGACAAAGAGCUUAACUUCACUGGGCGGGGGAGGAAGCCCAGGGGGGGAGGCUGUCCCACCAGUCGACCCCUCUAAUCUGAUGGCCACCGUCUUCUGGAUCGCCGUCUCUUUACUCGAGUCGGACUACGAGUUUGAGUACCUGCUGGCGCUGCGGCUGCUCAACAAGCUGCUGGGCCAGCUACCCCUGGAACGAGUGGACAGCAGGGAACGUCUGGAGAACAUCCAAGGAAAACUCAAGUGGUACAACUUCCCCGGUUUGCUGCAGCUGUUCCUUAAAGGCUUCACCUCAGCUUCUACGCAAGAACUCACCAUCCAUCUGCUCAGCAAGCUCAUCAGCGUCUCCAGGCACACGCUGGUAGAUCCUUCACAAGUGGCAGGUUUUCCUUUGAACAUCCUGUGCCUGCUGCCACACCUCAUUCAGCACUUUGACAGCCCGACUACUUUCUGCAAGGAGACGGCUGAUAAGAUCGCCAAGGUCUGUGCAGAGGAGAAGUCGGCCACCCUCUCCAACCUGGCCCACAUGAUGAGCCUUUACAGCACGCACAGCUAUUCCCGCGACUGCACCAACUGGAUCAACGUGGUCUGUCGCUACAUCCAUGAUGGCUUCGCAGAAAGAACCCUGAACCUGGUCACCUACUUGGCAGAGCUGUUGGAGAAAGGCCUACCCAGCAUGCAACAGUCCCUGCUGCAGAUAAUCUACAGCCUCCUGAGUCACAUUGACCUAUCAGCAGCCCCUGUCAAACAGUUCAACAUCGACAUCAUGAAGAUUAUUGGCAAAUAUGUUCAGAGUCCACACUGGAAAGAAGCCCAAAACAUCCUGAAGAUGGUCGUGUCUCGAUCAGCCAGUCUGGUUGUACCCGACGACGUGCAGCGUUCCUACAGUUCAGAGUCCUGCGGAUCACCAGAAAUCGCCUUCACACGCAUUUUCAACAACUCUUCCAAAGAGCUGCCUGGGAAGACUCUAGACUUCCAUUUUGACAUCUCAGAGACGCCAAUUAUAGGACAUAAAUAUGGCGAUCAGCGUACUGCAGCAGGACGAAAUGGGAAGGCACAGGUGAUCGCCGUAACGAGGAGCACCUCCUCAACAUCGUCUGGCUCCAACUCUAAUGGUCUGGUCCAAGUUAGCUGGAAGAGGCCUCAACUGUCUCAGAGAAGAACCAGAGAGAGGCUGAUGAAUGUCCUGUCUCUAUGUGGUCCAGAAUCUGGCAUUCCCAAAAAUCCAUCCGUGGUUUUCUCUUCCAAUGAGGAUCUGGACUCGGUGGACCAGCAAACCAGUCUCAUUCCGACGGUGGAGGAGGUGGUCAGAGAGGAGGAUGUUCAGGGAGAGGACACGGGCAGCGAGCAGCAGUUUGGUGUCUUUAAAGACUUUGACUUCCUGGAUGUGGAGUUGGAGGAUGCAGAGGGGGAGAGCAUGGACAACUUCAACUGGGGGGUGCGGCGCCGCUCCCUGGAGAGCAUGGACAAAGGGGACACGCCGUCUUUACAGGAGUGCCAGUACACUGGCAGCACGCCAAGUCUCAACCUCACCAACCACGAGGACACGGAUGAAUCAUCUGAGGAGGAGGUACUGAGCGCUAGCCAGAUUCUCACCCGCUCCAGCCUUCUGAACAGCGACUCUGCUACCGAUGACACUGCAUCCAACCACGUGGAUUCCCUGCAGCAGUCUCAGGAAUCGUCCAGCAGCGCCAUGACAGAAGAGGCCACUGUACUGCCCAACCUGCCCUCCCUCCCCUCUCUCCCCCGACUGGAUAGCCCCAGUUUGGAGAUGACCCACUCAGACAGCACCAGCAGCCAGCUGCCUGAGGACGCUGUUAGCAUGACAGCAGCCGAUGAGCUGAGUAGCAGCGUGAGCGAGGACACCGGGUUUUGCAGCGUCCCCCCUCUGCCAUCUGAUGCGCCCGAGCUGUGUGACCUCCCUGACCCGCAGGACCCCCACUACUCUCAGGACACCCAGGGGAACCUGGACCCUCACCAGGAGCUGGAUCCAGCCCCCCCUCCUCCGCCGGCCAUUGACACACCGCCGGGGUCCUUCUGUGAGGAGGAUUCGCAGACCGUACUGCCUCUGUGCAUCCCCACGCCGCUCGAUCCUAAGGCUGAUCCAGAUCCAGACAGCACCUGUGGCUCGCUGUGGGAAGAGGAUGUGACGAAGGCCCUAAAGGAGCUGGAUGAGCGCUGUGAGGAAGAGGAGGCAGACUUUUCUGGCAUGUCUAGUCAAGAUGAAGGUGACGCAGAUGGCUUCUCAGAGAUCCAGGCCUCUCCGCCCCCUUCGCCCUUCCUCUCAGCCAUCCUGGCAGCGUUCCAGCCCGUUGCCUACGACAAUGAGGAAGACGCCUGGCGUUGCCAUGUCAACCAGAUGUUGUCAGACACGGACGGGUCCUCUGCUGUUUACACUUUCCAUGUGUUCUCCCGACUUUUUGAGAACAUCCAGAGGAAGUUUGGUUCUAUCACACAUUCAUCCGUCCGCUUUUUGGGGGAAAGGCUCCAGCGAAUGGGCAAUCAGUUCCUCAGCUCGCUUGAGGUCAUGACGUCUCAUUCACAGUGCCCCACUGUUCUCCUGGAUGCUGAAACUCUGGUCUCUUGUGGACUUUUGGAGACCUUGAAGUUCAGUGUGCUGGAGCUGCAGGAGCAUCUGGACACCUACAAUGCCAAGAGAGAAGCAGCAGAGCUCUGGCUGGAAAACUGCAAGAAAACAUUUGGGGACAAAGACAGCAGCCAGCGACCGAACACUCAUGCACAGGAGCUGGAAUUGUGUCGCAGACUCUACAAGUUGCAUUUCCAGCUGCUUCUGCUGUUCCAGGCCUACUGUAAGCUAAUCAGCAGGGUGGACACCAUGAAAAGAGAGGCAGAGGUGACCAACAUGUCUGAGGAGCUCACUAUUCUUGAGAGCUGUCUGAUCGAGGCAGAAACAGGAAAUGACAACCAGGAGGAUGUGUGCAUGUCAGACAACGCCCAGACCAAUACUGAGACGGCAAUCCAGUCACUGAUUGAAACACUGAGAGCCAGAGACUUCAGCUCUGCCCUGACACAGAUCAAAAUCUUUAGGUCUCUGUGGCCUAAUGACAUCUUCGGCAAUGAGAAGGAUAACGCAGUUCAGACCCUUCUACACAUCUACUUCCGUCACCAAACACUGGGCCAGACGGGCUGCUUGGCAGUGGUGGGACCCAGCAGGGACCUGUCUCAGGCGAGCACCCGCCUCAUGGAGCUCAACCUGCAGAUCCGUGAGGCUCUGAGUCAGGCCCAGGCGGGCCAGCUUCACACGACCACAUUCAGCACCGGACUGUAAGCCGGACCGGAUGGAAAUCAGCCCCCCUGUUUUACACGCCUCCUGUCCACUGUAAAGAAUGGCGGGGCAGAGGACAAGAGACUCCACAUACAAAGGGCUAAAGGAUGCGUGGGAAUAACAGACUCUUCAUGCAUUAAUAUUACCUGUAUGAAUGCUUCAAGCUUAUAGCUUUUUCCAGACUAAGCCAACUUGCAAACUUCAGUUGCAAUAAGUUAUGUGGUGGUGUGUCUGAAGUUUGGAAGGACAAUUUUAUUUUGACCUUUUGCUUAAUCUGACCAGGCCUCGGCACUGAGCGGCGGCCUCCUCAGGUUCUAAUCUGGGAGUCAGUGUUGAAGCGUGUACAGUCCAUGUAAGGAUGCACCACCAAGACUCAAGCAUCUUGUUUAUAAAGAGAGUUUUCAAACGCAUGCUUGGAAGAGAGAAGCACUGCAAGAAUAUUUUUUUGAGAAAUGUAUUUUUUAUUAGAGCUAACAUCCUAGGUUGUAAAUGUUAGAAUAUUUAACAUGUGAUCCUGUGGGGGGAAAACCCCUGCCUUUCAGGGAGUGUAUAAAGAGAAAUGUUUGCUCAGAGAUGAGUUCCCUUCAGCAGGUCUUCAUGCAAAACUCACUCUUUAACCAAAUAAGUAGAUGCCUUUAGACUCUCGACUGUGUGGUUAUAUAUUGGGAGAUGCUCAUACACAAAUGCAUUUAAGUGCAGACUCGCUACAGCUUAUAUUGAAAGCAUAACUUAUUGUACUAUGUAUACAUUUUAAAAACUGUAUAGUGUAAAACCAGUAUUUUCCUCCCCUUGUAAUUUUGUGUAAUGCACUGUUCAUCCAAAAAUGGAUGCAUGUAUAAAGCUAAACAAAAGCCAGGAGCAGGUUUGAGUCUCUCCAGCUGAUAACAGGUUUUCCUUUGGGUUUCAUUUCUGGCUGGAACCAUCGAAUAGCCGAGCGGCAUCAAUAUGCAUUCCUUUAGAGACUGAAGAUCAUGGGACCGUUUUGAAUGCUUUCAGUUGAACUCAUUCCUCAUCUGGUACAUCUGAGUUUUAUUCUGUUUAAAUGUAGCUUUCAUUUUCCUCCACCUACCAGCCUUCUCUGGAUAAAAUAAAGACUCAUUCCUUUAGGAGACAUCCAGUCAUUUAGUCAACUUCAUGCUGCACAUAACAUGCAAACUUGAUGCAAAAACACUUUAAAUCCUGAAUGCAAGAUAGUCAUUUAUUAUGUUGCAAGACACAAUGUGCUUACAGAUUCAACAAAACAGACAUGG